Schizosaccharomyces cryophilus OY26 is the source of this 985-nucleotide messenger RNA. Its product is annotated as ribonucleotide reductase inhibitor. Lineage: Eukaryota; Fungi; Ascomycota; Schizosaccharomycetes; Schizosaccharomycetales; Schizosaccharomycetaceae. The coding region runs from base 111 to 485 and encodes 124 amino acids. The record is from RefSeq and is a predicted model, not a curated record. Gene Ontology annotation, molecular function: ribonucleoside-diphosphate reductase inhibitor activity. Gene Ontology annotation, cellular component: nucleus; cytoplasm. The transcript has a single exon.
GUGACUUGUUUCAUAAGUAGCGCCAAAACGUCACAACCACCAAGGAACACACUCCUUUCCAAAACCAUAACCUUUUAAAAACUCAUCACUCUUUGAUUGUCAGAGGAAUAAUGCAUUCCAGCAAGCGUACCAUGACUAGCAAGGCUCAUAUGGAGCCUGAGAAGUCUUCUAUGAGACCAGAACUGCCCGAAGACGUCCAGGGAUCUUUAAUGGACGUGGGUAUGCGAAUUCGUAAGUCCGUGUCUACCGGUUACAAAUCAAAGCAAACGACCUUUCCUGCUUAUAACCAGCCCUUGUAUAAUGGUGUAGCUGAAAAUAUUGCUUUGAGAAACACGACGUUUUCUUUUGAACCCAAUGGUGUGAAGCGCUCAUUUGAAGACGCGGUUCCCAAUUACAACUGGGCGAAUCCUCCUCCCGACUUUGAGGAACCUGAAUGGCUGAAGCCUUUUGAUGUUGUUAUGGAAGGUACCAAUGAACGUCUCUAAACCAUCUCUUUUCUUGCCAAUGAUAAUAUUUGGUUGUAGUUGUUGUUUGUUUGUUUUUCUUGCUAUUCUAAUCAUUUAAAUGCGUGUGUGUGUUGUUUUUCCUUCUUGUAUUUUAUAUCCUCUUUCUAUCAUUUGUCAAUCUAUCUGUUUCGGGUCAAUGUUUUCGUAAUACUUUUAAGAUUGAAAUGACGCCCGGUUUUUAUUUAAUUUCCCCCUUUGUGCAUACGUGUAUGUGUGUGUAUGUGUGUGCUGUUUUAUUUUUCCGUUGUCAAUGGCAAUUCUAAUUUACUUACUAUCAAAUUUCUUUUUGCUGUUGAUUCCUAUGUCCACUAGUUGAAGCAAUGGAAUGUUAUCCUUUCAUUUUUCGACACUUUUUCAUACGCAGUGUUGCUGAUUACGAGCAAAAAGGAUCCUUUCUGUAAUAAGGUACAGAAGAGUAAUAUAGCAAUAAAGAGAUGAUGGAUUCUACUGAUUGAAACAAAGGUAAAAGAAAACCGAAC